This is a messenger RNA of Geodia barretti, 402 nucleotides long. Lineage: Eukaryota; Metazoa; Porifera; Demospongiae; Tetractinellida; Geodiidae. The record is from the annotation of a GenBank genome assembly.
UGCUCCAACGCGAGACCAAAACAAAGUCUGAUCAAGCACUUGCUUGUUUAAAGUACUAGGAGGCGAGGCGAGGACACUUACGGGCGGGCCGGCGCGCGCAUCGUGCAUGCGCACUUACGCGCCCCGCUAAAAUUAAUUUCUGAAUUACUACAACAGUUGACACACUAUUGCAACAACGACUAAACUAUUCACUAUUUGAAGUCACAAACACUUAUGUUCAUGCAUGAGACUCAGCCGCUCCCACUGCUAAGACUAAGCGUUGUCAUCCCUCAUCUGAACGACGUCCUCCAUCAAGUCUUGGAGCUCCGCCCUCUCCUGUUUCUGCAGCGCCUUCUCCGCGAACAGCGACGCCGUCAAAAUCUCCGCGGGGUAGUUGGGGGUUAUCGGCGUAUCGUCUGCUGC